AAGUUAAUAGUGAAGCAUAAUCAUCUUGUGGAGGAAAUAAAGGUGCACAUCCUGGAGCUAGUAAGCAACGAAUGUAAAAAUAUCUGUAAUCCCAACAACGAUUUUAUCCUGUGAAAGUCAACUCCAGAUGAUCUGAAAGCCUUUUCAUUCACCAGUUUAGAGGCAGACCUAAAAAGUUUUUCACCAUUCCUUUUCUCCAUUCUCACAACUGUCACCAACCACUCUGGAACUGCAACUUGCGCAGCAGCUUCCAUUGCUUUGAGAGGAAGAGAAGCCCGCCUGUCAGCCUUUGCAUACUACCUAGGUAGUAUACUACAUUAUGGUGGGGCAAAAAAAAGCAGUGUUUCACAGGCUGAGCAAAAUGGCCAUAACAACAACUCACAAAAACUCUGUAGAUAAGCAGAAAGAGUUGGCACUGUUAUGUGGGGGGUCUGUAAAAAUGUUAAAGGUCCAGAAUGAAGUUUUCCUGAACUCUGAAGCAGAAGGGAACAUCGAUGUUGGCCAGAGAGUGGACACCAGCGAAGACCAAAGCACAAGUGAUCCGAAUGGGCCACUUAACACUAUCGGGAAAAGCAUGGAAGAGCUUCACUUGUCAGACGAAAUGGCUCAUAGCAUAAAUGACUCUGAAAUCGCUGUGCUACCUUUCAGCAGAUUAAGUGACUCUGAAGCAGCAGAGCUGGGCUUGAGCUCCUUCGCUUUUCCGAUCACACCCUCCACUCCUCCACCAACAUAUUCCCUAAUAUUUGACAAUCUGGACUUUUUCAUGCAUGCACAUCAUCAGUCCACCCUGCACAACAACAAAUCCAUACACUGGAUUCAUCAUAUUGCAGUCCAAGAUAGAAUAACGACAUUUCACCUUGGCAAUGACAGACCGGACCAUGAUAUCCUUCAGUACGACCUUUGCAACUCACUCCCCGGACUAGAAACCCAAGCCCAUAUGCGUUGUGAGUUCAUUGUUCUUGGGAGCCGCAUCCUUACCCAGUACCUGGCUGUUUUUAAACCCUUCUUGAAUGUAGUGGUUCACCACUUGCCACAUCAAUAUACAGAGGAGAUGGCUAAGUGCUCCACUGAUAUGAGAGCAAAACGUCAGAUUUGGUGGAUGUACUUCGCCACCUUCAGAAAGAGUAUGUGCCAAAGGGACCAGAUGGGGUGUCAAAUGUUUUAGUAGGAGGUGACCGGCUGACUGAGGGGAACUGCCGAAACAUACAGUGGGCCUUCGCAGAUGGUGCUACAAAGGAAGACAGGCUGGAAGGUCUCAUCUUUAAGUUUGAGGACUGGCAUGCCAUCAGAAACCUCUUUGAAGUCUAUCAUCGGAUUUUCUAUGAUGGUGCAUCCUCAAAAGACCAUGGCACACUUCUUGCCAACAUGAUGAAGUUGAG
Messenger RNA from Perca fluviatilis (European perch), 1379 nucleotides. RefSeq lists its product as uncharacterized. Bases 320 to 1165 code for a protein of 281 amino acids. The record is from RefSeq and is a predicted model, not a curated record. The transcript is spliced from 5 exons. NCBI's taxonomy places the organism in Eukaryota, Metazoa, Chordata, Actinopteri, Perciformes, Percidae.